Molecule: messenger RNA, 626 nt
Organism: Scylla paramamosain (green mud crab)
Lineage: Eukaryota; Metazoa; Arthropoda; Malacostraca; Decapoda; Portunidae
Product: metallothionein-2
Exons: 3
Coding region: 136-312 (58 amino acids)
Molecular function (GO): metal ion binding
Source: RefSeq, a predicted model, not a curated record
CACGACACGACCAGCACGGCAGCACGGGCGCGGCGCCGGAGCAUAAAAAUCGCGUCAUGCAGAGACACGUCAGUCAGUCAUCCUGCAGAGCUAGUAAAGAGAGAGUCACAAGUCCAUUCUCCCUCAACCGUCAACAUGCCUGACCCCUGCUGCAACGACAAGUGUGAUUGCAAGGAGGGAGAAUGCAAGACAGGGUGUAAGUGCACGUCCUGUCGCUGCCCUCCGUGCGAGCAGUGCUCGUCCGGGUGCAAAUGUGCCAACAAGGAGGACUGCCGCAAGACAUGCUCCAAGCCUUGUUCCUGCUGCCCCUAGACAUACCAGUGGAUCAUCGGCCAUCAUUCCCCACCGUCACACCAAUCACUGGUCUGCCCGCCUCGCAUGCUACCAGCCUACAAGAUAACCACUUCAGCUGGUAAUCAGAAAACACUACAUCCACCAUGUUCUCAAGAUCCCGUGAGAAAAAGAGCGGGCGGAAAGCGGGUAGACGGUGGAGAGACAGGAUUCAUCAUUCAUUAUUACAAACCAUUUGUAUUGUAUAAUUGGUUGUCCCAUCAUAAUAUUUGUUUUCCAUAAAAUUGUGUCUUCGAUUUUCUUUGUUUUAAAAGCAUUAAAAAUAACUGUGAUCA